Corythoichthys intestinalis (scribbled pipefish) is the source of this 15157-nucleotide messenger RNA. Its product is annotated as membrane-associated guanylate kinase, WW and PDZ domain-containing protein 1-like. Bases 7794 to 11933 code for a protein of 1379 amino acids. The record is from RefSeq and is a predicted model, not a curated record. Gene Ontology annotation, biological process: signal transduction. Lineage: Eukaryota; Metazoa; Chordata; Actinopteri; Syngnathiformes; Syngnathidae. Gene Ontology annotation, cellular component: cytoplasm; cell-cell junction. The transcript has 22 exons. Gene Ontology annotation, molecular function: protein binding.
AUUCAGGAUUUAGUGUAGGUUUUCAAGCUGUGAAACGAAUGAAUGGAAUUAUAAUGCAUUCUUAUGGGAAAAUCCUGCUCGACAUACGACCAUUUUUACUUACAAACAAAGUCCUGGAACGAAUUAACUUUGUAUGUGGAGGUACCACUGUUUAUACAGAGUAGAGGUGCAUUAGUGAAGCCGACAUGCCGUAUCUAACUAACUACAUGUUUAAGGCCAUUAUCCGUCCUAGUCUAGACGUAUCUUAAAUUGCUCUUUGAGGGAUAAGGGUCACGUACCCCGAAGGGUGUAACGGUAAAUGUAUUUGUAUUGAACCGUUUCGGUACGUGGUGCUCGGUUCGGAACGGAGGUGUACCGAACGAGUUUCUGACGUAAUGUAACCCUUACUUUUUGAGGCUGUGAGUCGAUCGGGUUACAGUUUCAUUGUGUAGAUUAUAUUUACACCAUCUUCUCUACUGUAAUGAGGACCAACACGGUAGGACAGUACAACCCAGAAACGUCAACGGCGCGACAACGUGGCCGCUACGAGAACGCAGUGAAACGCGGGCGUUAAAGUCAAUCAGCCAAUGCACACCAGUCGCAUUGUGGCCGCGUGUUACGUCCCAGAAGCGGCUCAACACGACGCACGCGAAAAGAACGGCAGAGUUUAUUAUUUGACGCAAGACGCGGCCCUCCUGCGUCAAAUCUACUGCUGGUACCUAGGAUCGGGCAGACCGGAAGUCACUCGUGUAAAAAUACAGUGGAUCCGGUCGAUUUUCAAACUAAUAUGCAAUCAUAAACCAGUUUUUGAGUCCAUCAGAUUUCUUGAGUGGUAGAUCAGGGUACAGUUGACUUGUCUUUGUUGUUUUACUGCUGUAUUCUCUAUAAUAAUAACCAAAACGGCCCAAUGUUCAAUACAAAACCCUCCUACCACAACAAAAUAAGUAGGAACUAAUAUUCACAUAGGAACUAAAGUUAUACAACAUAAAAUAUACCAUAUAAAUGAAUACUACAUCACAUUUGUAAAAUACAAACACCUAAUAAAAUAAAUAAUAGCCCAUUUAAAUAAAAUAAAUUGAAAUGAGCUAAAACACCUGUAAUAAAAUAAUAAGAAUAAUACAAAGAUCCUGCUUACACAAUUAAAAAUAUUAAUUUCUGUGUGGUGCUUUAACUUGAGAAAAUCCACCAAUAGAGCUUUUGAAAACCAUUCAUAAGGGGAAAAAAAUAAUUCAUUUAGGCAUUAAUUUGGAAAAUACAUGUUAAAGUCUUUGUCAUUGGGAUUGCUUUCCUCUUUAGCACAGGACUUCUUUUUUCUUCUUUCUUUCAGAAAGAAAGCUGACCAAUACGCGGGGUCUGAAAAGCAAAUUGUUGUUGGAUUAUCUUUAAAUACCAGCUACUUUUUGAGCAGAAUUCUAGCUUUAUAUAGGCUAAUGUCCCUUUUGUUGAAAGGUGUGUAAUAAACAACUAGCACAUUUAUAUUUUGCAUUUUGUUUUCUUACUGUACCGAAAAUGAACCGAACCGUGACCUCAAAACCGAGUUACGUACCGAACCGAGAUUUCUGUGUACCGUUACACCCCUACUGACCCCUAUAGUAGAAUAAUAACAUUGAAAAGCUACACAAUCAAGUUAGUAAAGAGGCUAUAUUGAGGGGAGACUCGAGUAUUUUUGGGCAGUAUUUUGAGUUUCAUGCCUAAGAAAGAGCACAGUAACGAGAAGGUCAGAAAAGCUGCAUUGUGUCUUAGAUCUAGAGAUAGUGUAUCUAGAGAAGAAGUGGGGUGAUACAUGAGGAAGUUCGGUGUGACAGAUAAGGUUAGACUGGAAUUCCCAUGCUCGUGAUGAAACUAUGAUCUGCAGUGAAAGCAGAGGGAAGGUCGAGGGCAUUUACAAAGGCUGAGCAAAGGCAGAAUACACUAUACUGUAUGUGCAUGAAUGACAGAGGUGCAGUAAAUGAUAGUUAGCCUCCUAGUUAAAAUGAAUUUGCCGUCUAUUGUCAUCAAAGGCAGUAAAUUAGUUCAUCGCAAUAAUGCAGCGUCACACUUCACACAGGCAGGCCCACAAUUGACAGUAAAUAAUGACAAAUAGGAUCUUUCACUACAUUGUGACUUUGCUUCACUAUUUCAAAUUUCAUUUACUGCGUUACAUUUGUUGUUUGUGGCGCCCCAAGCUGGAAGAUGCGUUGCAUUUUUUAUAUCAACGUCCAUAGUGGACUUCUGCAGUCUUUGAGAUGCUCUUUGUAAUUCAAGGAGUGGAAAGACACUGCAUGUUGCUAGCUUCAUAAAGCUUGCAUGUGUUUUCUGGCAUGUUGGCCUUACAUUUUUAAUCUGAUAUUACAGUUAGGAAGGCGGCGAUCCAGUUCUUCAGCUACAUAAAAGGAAGGGUCUAUGUCGUCGUGUCACAUUAGGCUUACCAUUUAUUUUCAUAUAGUCUUUGCUCGGGAACUAGCCUUUCUCAAGUAAAACAGCAUUAUGUCAAGUUUUCCUAUGGACAGAACAAAGAGCUAAACCUUUCUUUGAAAAUAAACUCUGAGCUGUUAUAGUGGAAUUUCAAAUAUCUUGCAUUUAUGUGAGCACUCUCCAUUUUCUAUAAGACUUACCACACAUAUGCUUAUUGAUCCCCAUGGAAACACCAAGACAGAAAACAAGGAACAUAACGAUCAUUGUUAGUUGAUCAGAACUGAAUCACGAGUGUGGCUCAGUCACGGUUCUAUCUGGCUAAAGAAAAGAUCACAAGUGGUGUUUUGUAGACAAGCCUCAGUGUCUUGCAACAUAACGAGAGCACAUAAACUAAGUUAGAAUGAAGCUAGAAAUUGCUGUAUUGCUUAAAGAGCAUAUGACAGGAGAAAAAAAAGUCUUAAAUAGCAUUAUUAUGUGAAUUAGAAUAAUAUUUUGAGACGAUUCGACUAUAUACAAAAAUUUAGCAAAGCGCAGAUGACGAGAAAUUAUUCUUUUAAUCUGCAGUUAGCCACGCCUACAGUUAUAGGGCUCAAGCGUCCCCAACAGGUGGAUGACGUCAGCGGGAGACUGGGCUCAUCGGUUUUACUAUACAGUCCAUUGAGGGGGAAUUAUUCAGAACAAGGAAAACGCGACGAAGAGAGCCGCAAAAUGUCAUUGUUUCAGUCUCUCUACUCCAAUAUUUUUACAGGAUAUUCUUUUUAUGGAAGUAUUUUUCCCCAAUAGCUAAAUAAAUGGCUUGAGAAGGACCAGUCAGCCCGUUGAGGGGGAACUAUUCACAACGAGGAAAACGUGACGAAGAGAUAUGCAAAAUGUCAUUGUUUCUGUCUCUUUACUUUAAUAUUUUUACAGGAUAUUCUUUUUAUCCAAGUAUUUUUCCCCAACUGCUAAAUAAAUGGUAUGGUCAUGACAAAUAACAGUCUUGUGCUAAAUGGAAUAUGAAAUAAUAAAAAUGCACUUAUUCAGGACGACAUGGCAAAAUUACUCCAUAAUGGUCAAAACUGUCGACUUCACCUUUACUGUCGCACCUCCCGAACGAUAUUUUAUGACACCUAAAUCGGACAUUUGUCAUUUCCCUUCCCCGGCUUCGGAGAAUGUAAACAAACCAAGAGGCGUGACAGCUAGCCGACAUGCUAACCCGAACCGAGUGAUGUUUCAAAGUCUUCGAAGCGGAAAAUCACACAUAACUAGCCCGGAUUAUUUGACAUGACGACUGGGUUGUCGAUUGUCUUUGCGGAUCGGCAAACCGCCCGGCGGAGAGCAUUUACAGCUCGCUCCACGGAGGAGGGCGGCUGCAGUUGUUGUGCAGCUUAAGUGCAGCUAAUGUGCAUGAGGAGAGCUUUUUACAUGCCUAUCAAUGAUCAAACGUAAGUAAUCCUUUAUUUAAAGAAAGUUUGUAGUGUUUACAUUGUAAUCACUGUAUUCGUAUUUGCCAUAAUACAAAACAAGAUGUUUACUCACUUCCUCGUAAAUCCAAUGGUUCCACAGUUGUAGGGCUUGUUUUGGCCAAUAUCCACGGUGAAUGGGAACCUUUUGAAACUCCAAAAAGGCGCACACGCCUCUCCCUCAUACAGCAGAAUUUUUCUGCAGUCGUUUGGCUGGCGUGAUGCUAAAAAAUAAACGUAUUAAUCCGAAAAAUCAGCUGAAUCCUUAGUCCUCAUACACAACAGUGCGGCCGUAUAGUGAAGAGUACGCCCUCAUCCGUACACGUCACAGCACCCUCCUCCUCAAUGCAAGACAGAAGCCGGAAGUCACUUAUUUUCAUGGAGCGGGAUUUAAAAAAAAAUAAAUAUAGCGAUCGCUUCCACACACAUCCAAGUGGUCCAUAUCAUUCAGGAGCAUAAAAUACCGCGUGUAUUAUGAAAGAAACAUGCUUUUUCGUGUCACAUGCGCUUUAAACGCAUCAACAUUAGUACAGCAUAGGUAAUUAUGAUUCAGCUGUAUCAUGUUUUUUUCUAGGGAACAUAAAUGGAACCUAAACAAUCAUAUACUCAGAAAAUGUUUACUUUGUGGUCACAUGGUCACCCAGUAUUGCUUGGGCAGAAUACAGAAAAAGUUGUGAGUUUUGUGGCCAUGCAUCAACUGAGCUUUAAAGCAAGACUUUGCAACUUUUCAGUUUAGUCGAUUUUAGCGACGCCGGUGGACAAAAGCAGUAGUGUUUCCCAUGAGGACCAGCGUACACCUGAACAGUGUUGUAAAAUCAUCAAUGAAUCAAAAAUCAAUGUCCAGGUCGUCUGCAGAUGUAUUAACCAACAUUUUUGUUUCCAGCGGCUAUGUGAAGGACAGAUAGUAAUAAGGUAAUGAAUCCAGCUGUGGCUAAAAAAUAAAUAUGAUGUUUAGCAACCGUGUGGCUAACAUCCUCACCCAAACUCAUCAGUGCUGACGAGUUCGGUUAGCCAGCAAGUGAAAGCCGGGCCAAUAAUUAUUCUGUAUAUCCUGGUAGCCUCUCCUAUUUUUCCUCCUCAGACAAAACAUUUUGAUCCCUUGUUGCUCUGCAUCUUUGCAGCAUUCGCGCAAAAUGUUCGCAUCGACUUCUGUCUUUAUAGCAAAAGGAGAAGGGUGAAGUGACGUAUGCCUUUACGCAGUCAUCACCUUUGUAGUUUUUUGUGUGGCAGGGUUCCUGCCACCCUCCUCAAAGUUAAUUAGUGCCGGUGAGUUUCACCUCCUCCAGCCUUCGUAUAACACAGCUGACUCAAUGACACUGUGCAACAACCGGUGAGGGAGGGUUGAGCCAUGCAGCUGCAAGCGAGGGACUUCUCCCUGCAUUUUUGGGACAUAAAAACACCUAGGGACGGUGUGACAGAAAAUUUUUGCGAUUUUGAAACCUUGACGUUGUCAUACCUUGAAACCGGUAAUCGGCGCAUGUCUAGAGCUUAAGUCGCCUUCAGAUGAACCAUUUUGUCCAUAAUUUCAAAAUAUUGUUUUCCACAAACAAAAUACUCAACACCAAUGGAGUACCAUUCCAUGGUAGUUUCUGAUGUAACACAAUGAGAAAGCCUAGUGGUUUGUAGUUGUCAAUACUCUACAACAUAAGCACAGCAGAAUUAUUCAUCUCAUUCGGGCCCUCCACAUUGGGGAAUAGCCUGAAAUAACAGCUCCACUCCCGCAUUAGGAGACGGCUUCAUUAGAGCUCGCCGAGCCUGUGAAGCAUCUCCCACUAUGGGACCUCCCAGUCCUUCUAGUCAAACUCCCAGACAACUUCACUUUCAUCUCGUGCCACUGAGGUGAAUACAAAGGGGUUAGGUGAGCUUUCAUGUUUUUUUUUUGUUUUUUGUUUUUUUUUUUAAUUUUAUGUAAGGGAUUUGUUUUGUGGCUGGCUGUCUUGUCUACUAAAUGUCUUCAAAUUAAAGUUGCCACAGUCAGAGACAUGAUUGGUGAGGUCUUUGCACUUGGGUUUGUUCAAAUUUCCCUUCAGUUAAACCUAGUGGGGACAGAGUCAAGUCUAGUCUUCCAGUUGUGAAGAUGACCUGUUGUUGACUAAACAUGCCAUUAGUUGUGUGUACAUACGGUUUGUGUGCAUAUUAAGCCUGCACGAUAUAUCGUUUGAAUAUCGCCAUCACAAAGUGUGCAUGCGAAAUGGUCACAUCGCACAAUGUGCAAUUUUUUUUGUGGUUUUUAUAGGGCUGUCAAACGAUUAAAAUUUUAAUCGAGUUAAUCACAGCUUAAAAAUUAAUUAAUCGUAAUUAAUCGCAAUUAAUCGCAAUUCAGACCAUCUAUAAAAUAUGCCCUAUUUUUCUGUAAAUUAUUGUUGGAAUGGAAAGAUAAGAUCCAAGACGGAUAUAUACAUUCAACAUACUGUACAUAAGUACUGCAUUUGUUUAUUAUAUCAAUAAAUCAACAAGAUGGCAUUAACAUUAUUAACAUUCUGUUAAAGCGAUCCAUGGAUAGACAGACUUGUAGUUCUUAAAAGAUAAAUGUUAGUCCAAGUUAAAGAAAUUUUAUAUUAAAACCCCUCAAUGUUUUUGUUUUAAUAAAAUUUGUAAAAUUAUCAAACAAAAAAUAAACUAGUAGCUCGCCAUUGUUCAGCACCACCAAUUCUCAUGGUGCUGAAAACCAUAAAAUCAGUCGCACCCAAGCGCCAGCAGAGGGCGACAAAACGCCAAGAACACAAGUAACAAGUGCACAUGUCACUGUACUGUCAUUUUAAUCUGUUUGAGCGGGGCAUGUGCGUUAAUUGCGUCAAAUAUUUUAACGUGAUUAAUUUUAAAAAUUAAUUACUGCCCGUUAACGCGAUAAUUUUGACAGCCCUAGUUUUUUACCAUUUAAACGUUUGUAGUUCACAAAAGUUGCAAGUGUGCAGAUCCUGGAUUCAUUUUAUAUACAGCAAGCAUGGAUUAAACGGCAUUAUAUUAAUCAGGGAUGUCCCCGAUCUGAUCAUGUGAUUACAAAUCGGGUCGAUCGCGCCAUUUUUCAGAGGAUCGGAAUCAGGUGACGAGGAUCGGGUGUUUAAAGUAAAAAAUGUUUUUCUGCUUCAAACUCGUACAGCCUCUCACCCUCCCUCCUGCUAAGCAGUGUGACCAAACUGUUUGUCCUGGUCACCAGUGCAGCUGGCGUUUGGUACUUAACCUUAACGAUGAUUGACAGGUUUGUAGCUUUGACCUGGCCAUAGAAGCCUCGGUAUCUUUCCAAUCAAAGGAUCAAAUGUGUUAAUCACUGUUAAACUUGCAGCCUGGUCUAAAGGUUUCUGUGCCAACUCAUUCAUUGUGUAAGUGAGAGGCUGUUGUCUGCAGCGUGAGUGAAUUUGAGUGGACUCACUCAAUGACGCAUUGAAUAAAGAUGAGCCUUUUUCUACGUUAUUCUUGUUUAAAAAUAAUUCACAUUAUGAAGGCGGCACGGUCAGACAGUGGUUAGCACGUCCACCUCACAGUUCUGGGAUCAUGGGUGCUUUCAGUGUGGAGUUUGCAUGUUCUUCCCAUGCCUGCGUGUGUUUUCUCCGGGUUCCUGCCACAUCCCCCAAAAAACGUGCAUGGUAGGCUGAUUGAACACUCCAAAUUGUCCAUAGGUGUGAGUGUGUGGGUGAAUGGUUAUGUGCCAAUAUGUGCCCUGCGACUGGCUGACAACCUGUUCAGUGUGUACCCCGCCUUCUGCCUGGAGAUACCUGUGAUAAGCUCCAACACCCCUGUGACUCUCGUACAACUCGCGCCCCCCGAGACGGAGAGGUGCAAGGCGUAGAUUACAACUUCCUGUCAGUGGAAGAUUUCCUAGAACUUGAAGAGAGUGGCACACUGCUUGAAAUUGGAACGUAUGAGGGUAACUAUUAUGGGACCCCCAAGCCGCCGAGGCAGCCCAUCAUUGGGACAGUGAUUCUCAGCGAUGCUGGCUCCCAGCAGUCCACCCCGAAGCGCACAAAGUCCUACAAUGACAUGCAAAGCGUCCGAGUAGUGCCUGCUGACGACGACGAUGACGACCAGGCCUCGGAAAUGAACAACACUUUCACAGGUUCCUUAGUGCGUAGUCUCUUCCCCUCUCCUUUGUUGUGCGCAGGUAACCCUAGCGACCAGGAUGAGAGCCGUGGUGGCAUCCUCAGGCCGUACCUCGCACGUGACAACGCUCCUUCCUGUGGUCUGAACAAUGCGGCCAUAUCCACAGCAGACAGCGGACAGCAGACCUUGGCUGAGCCGCAGGUCUCCCCGGAAGAUGCACUGGGGCCGUUGCCGGAAAACUGGGAGAUGGCAUACACUGAGAAUGGAGAACUUUACUUCAUAGACCACAACACAAAGACCACGUCCUGGUUGGAUCCCCGGUGUCGAGACAAAGCCUGCAGACCUAUGGAUGAGUGCGAUGAUGAUGAAGAGGGGAUACAUACGGAAGACCUGGAGAGUGAUUUAGAGCUGCCGCCAGGAUGGGAGAGGAUAGAUGACCCAGUGUACGGAAUUUACUACGUGGAUCAUAUAAACAGGAAGACCCAGUAUGAGAACCCAGUGGUGGAGGCGCGGCGUCGAAAAAUCCUGCAGGAGCAGCAGCCGCAGCCUCCAGAAGGUGAGCGGUACAUUCGAGAGUGGAUAGAGGAGCACUCAUCAGCGGCAGCACCAUUGGUAAACUACGUUCCCAACCACCUUGAGACAUACAGGGACCCUCAAGUCCCACCAAGUCUACCAGCGGUCCCAACGGGAGCCAAACGGGGGAAGCCAUUCUUUACUAGAAACCCAGCAGAGCUUAAAGGAACCUUUAUCAACACCAAGCUGAAAAAGAGCCGUCGUGGGUUUGGCUUUACUGUGGUUGGAGGAGAUGAGCCAGAUGAGUUCCUACAGAUCAAGAGUCUGGUUUUGGAUGGACCAGCAGCAGUGGAUGGCAAGAUGGAGACAGGUGAUGUCAUCGUCAGUGUGAACGACACCAUUGUACUGGGUUACACACACGCUCAAGUGGUGAAGAUCUUCCAAUCCAUCCCCAUCGGUUCUAUGGUGGACUUGGCCUUAUGCCGUGGGUACCCGCUGCCAUUUGACCCCGACGACCCCAACACCAGUCUGGUCACAUCGGUGGCCAUCGUAGACAAAGAGCCCAUUAUCGUCAACGGGCAGGAAACCUUCGACUCACCUUCCAACCCGAGCGGACCGCUCAACGGACAGAGAGAACCGCGGGCGCACAGCCCGUCAGCCGACGUUAUGUCCAAUAGCCUGCACGGCUACACCAGCGAUGUGGUCACUCUGGCCUCAUCUAUAGCCACCCAGCCCGAGCUCAUCACCAUCCACAUGGAGAAGGGAGACAAAGGAUUUGGCUUCACCAUCGCAGAUAGCCUGACAGGCGGUGGGCAGCGGGUUAAGCAGAUCGUGGACUACCCACGCUGCCGGGGCCUCAAGGAGGGAGACAUUCUGAUGGAGGUUAACAAAAGAAAUGUCCAGAACAUGAGCCACAACCAGGUGGUGGACCUGCUGAGCAAAUGCCCCCGAGGAAGUGAAGUCACAAUGCUGGUGCAAAGAGGAGUGGUGCCAGCCAAGAGGAGUCCAAAGCUGGUGCAUCAGUUAGAAAGAAAGGACAGCCAGAGCAGCUCCCAACACAGCGUGUGCAGCCAUCGCAGCGCCCACACGGACUCACCUAGCCACGCGCCCUCUACUAUGCCCAGCGAGGCUGUAGUACCCACUCCCGCUGCCCCCACCCAGCCGCUGCCAGGCUUGCCCCCCCACGAUCCUGCAGAUGGAACCCUUACCCUCCAGAAGAAGCCAGACCCGUUUAAGAUCUGGGCGCAGUCAAGGAGCAUGUACGAGAGCAGAUUGCCAGAUUGCCAGGAGCAGGAUAUUUUCCUUUGGCGAAAGGAUACAGGUUUUGGUUUCCGUAUCCUUGGGGGAAAUGAGCCUGGGGAGCCUAUCUACAUAGGUCACAUAGUGAAAUAUGGUGCGGCAGAUGAGGAUGGACGCCUGCGGUCAGGCGAUGAGCUAAUCUGCGUGGACGGCACGGCAGUGGUGGGCAAGUCUCACCAGUUGGUGGUGCAGCUCAUGCAGCAGGCAGCCAAGCAGGGCCACGUCAACCUCACAGUCAGACGGAAGACCCCUGGAUUCCCAGUGUCUAAAGGGGAAGGUGACGUUCCGCCAUCACCCGCUUCCUCCCACCAUAGCAGCACUCAGGCACCCAGCCUGACGGAAGGCAAGAGGACCCCCCAAGGAAGCCAGAACUCUCUCAACACGGUCAGCUCGGGAAGCGGGUCUACCAGCGGCAUUGGCAGCGGCGGAGGAGGCGGCAGCGGGAGUGCCGUGGUUCCUGCCUCUCUACAGCCGUAUGACGUGGAGAUCCAACGUGGAGAAAACGAAGGCUUCGGUUUUGUCAUUGUGUCAUCUGUUUCUAGGCCUGAUGCCGGAACCACCUUCGCUGGAAAUGCAUGUGUGGCCAUGCCCCACAAAAUAGGACGCAUCAUCGAGGGCAGCCCGGCAGAUCGCUGCGGCAAGCUGAAAGUUGGCGAUCGAAUCCUGGCUGUCAAUAGCUGCUCUAUUACCAACAAGUCCCACUCGGACAUCGUCAACCUGAUCAAGGAAGCUGGAAACACUGUCUCGCUCAGGAUCAUCCCCGGUGAUGAGUCUUCCAAUGCUUCUCUGCUGACCAAUGCUGAGAAGAUAGCUACUAUCACCACCACACACACUCCUCAGCAGUCCAAAGAGUCGCGGAAUAAUUCCAAGUCAAAAGGAGUUCCUCCUCCUCCACCAACACAAACUUCACAGGACACCGAGUUCUACUCUGUGGACCUCGAGCGUGAUAGCAAAGGUUUUGGUUUUAGCCUUAGAGGAGGGCGGGAGUACAAUAUGGACCUUUAUGUGUUGAGACUCGCAGAGGACGGAGCGGCUGUCAGGAAUGGCAAGAUGAGGGUGGGGGAUGAAAUCCUGGAAAUUAAUGGCGAGAGCACAAAGAACAUGAAGCAUUCGCGUGCCAUUGAGCUGAUCAAAAAUGGAGGGCGGUGGGCACGGCUUGUUCUGAAACGUGGGGAUGGAUCUGUACCUGAGUAUGACGGCAGCCAUGACGGGUACCCUCCCACACUCGGGGCACAAAACACUUCGGAAGUGAGAACGCUGCCACCCAACAGCCGAUAUCACACUUCAUUGGAGUCCAGUUAUCCACCAGACCUUCACACAACAUCACGCCAGGAGGAGGCUGGGCGUGGCCGAGACAGGACCAGGGACAGGGUUGGGUCAGAUCAGAUGGACUAUCAAGGCCGACCGUUUAACCCUCACCUUCACCACACCUGGAAUAACAAUCACAGUCACAGUACUCCCCGACAGCCGUCCCCGGACAACAGCAACGGUAGCAGUGGCAAGAAAACCCGUGGGCGCAAAGUCAAAAAGUCUGAGUCUGAAAGCGGCAUUUCCAAGCUCCUAAAGACUCUGAGGAAGGACAACUCUGGGAAGAAGGCUGCAGCGACACAGAAACUCAGGGGCCAAGGGCUCUCAAACAGUAGCUCGACUUUGGAGAGGAGGUUUCGUGCACAACGCCACGGUUCCCUAGAUCGCUCGCCAACGCGAAAGCGCACCUCCUCCCCCGAUCGUAGGCGGGCCAAGUCAAUGGACCGCAGGGCCGAGCGGGCGCAACGGGAUCGUACGCCUCCGAGGGAGUAUGACGACGGAGGCUUCCUCGCCGUCACCCCUGAGCGCAAAUUAUAUGAAAGGCGGCUCCUUAAGGACUCGCAGUUGAGCGUGCGAGUCACCCCUGAGCGCUUUAACAACAACGGCGGCGAUUCCUCAUCUCUUUCUAGGGGUCGCACGUACGAUCGGGUCAGCAAGAAUGGCAAUCUGUUGCGAGACUCUUCCCCCGAGUGCUAUCGGAUGAACGGAACCCCGGAGAGGCGAUACAGAGUGGAGCGGGACUCUUCCCCUGACAGCAACUACAGCCGGGACGAGCAGAACUAUGCAGCAGCACCCAGACUUAAAGACUACUAUAGCAUGAUGAAGAACAAUGCUGCACACAAAAAUGCUGCAUACAAGAACACAGGCCACAACAACAACACAGUUUGCCAAAGCCCUAACCAGCUCCCUGAGCCUAAAAGAAAGCUGUACAAAGAAAGCCCCAAAGACCUCAGCAUCUAGAGCGGAGUGAACUCUUUCCCCUAUACAAAGUGUGUACCAUACACUGGAAUUGGACUAAUGAAGACCCUAACGGUUUAUUGAUUGACUUAACUUCUUGUGAUCCCAUCUAGAGAGUCCUAUAACAGCAGGAGUACAAUCCCAUCCACUCACACUGGUCGUUUUGUCAUUGUUACGUUGCUCAUAAUAGGUUAUUGUACUAUUAUAGAAGUAUUGUAUGUGCCUGCAUAUGAAAUCGGUGAUUUUGCUUUUUUGUCCUCAUUGCUGGAUCUAAAUGGUUUGCUCCCUCCCACACAGUACGAGACAUGCUUCCAAUUGUGCUUUCUUAUAAAUUUUAUUAAGCAUCGAUUACUUUAAUGAACAAUUGAGAGCACAAUUCACCCAAUGGCUUACAAGAACUGUGGAAAUCUCAUUGGGAGGUGUUAAAAUUCGCAGAACUGGAGCUAAAGAAGAGGGUUGAUUUUAUAAAUAAUUUAUUUCUUUCAUGCGUCUGAUUGCUGUUUUUACUCAAUUUGGCACAUAUCGAACGCGUUUGGUUAAAGCCUAAGGGUAUAUGUUGAAAAAGCAUGCUUGGCAAAUUUUGUGUCCCUUUAUUUUUUUAAAUGCGUCUUGAAAUCACUCUAGUUCCCAAACUAAAAAUGGGAAGGUUGGCGAUAUGCCGUAAACAAUGACUGAGCUAAACAAUAAAGUAGCCACGAUUUCAGCCAACAUAAAAAAUGAGUAGAUGGAAUUCAGAGGAAGAAUGCAUAAGGUUAUUAUCCAUGUUCAUGCUUGGAGAAUUUAAGUUGUGCUCGCCACUGAAAUUUUUGUAUGAAUGAAAUCAACAAAUACAAACAUUCCCAUCCAGCAUCUGGCCGUCAUCUUAUAACUCCUCAGAUUUUAUUGCGCUUCAUUGGUAGAGAUGGAGAAACUGCAACAUUAUUAAACAUUUUGAAAAAAAUCAUCAGAGGAUGAGCAGAACCCAGUGGUGUUAACAGGAUGCCAGGUAUGGGUGGGCAUUAGUCUUACCUGGGGGGGGGCAAAAAAAAAAAAGCUACAAUGCUCAAGUAGGUCGAAAUCCAGCGUAGGGCUCCUGCACCUUAAAACAUGUUUUGUUUUCUCCUUGAGAUAACUUGUGAUUUGGUCUAAACAAAUAAAAGAUUAUUUGAGUUUAUUUGACUUAGAACACAUCCAUAACUUAACAGUAUGGACAUGCAGGUGACAAUGUUUAUUUAGGUAACCUAUUGUGGUUCCUCGGUUUUAUUAUUUUUAUUAUUAUUAUUAUUAUUAUAGUUAUUCUUUGUUCCGCAGCCCCUUUGAGCUCAAUUUGACCCCCUUAGAAUGCUUCAAAAUGCACCAAAAUCGGCAGGCAGGUCAAGACAGGUGCAAUCUUUGAUACUGUGUAAAGGCAAAUUUCAAAUACACUAUGUAUGUAGCACCAAGCGCCCCCUAGCAGUCAUUCUUUGUUCCGCCGACGCUUUGAGCCCUACUUUGACCCCUCUCAGAAUGCUUCAAAACUCACCAAACUCAACAGCCAGGUGAAUACUGGUGAAAACUUUGAUAAAAUGUAAAAAAAAAAAAAAAUUUUUUUUUAAUAUAUCAAAAUAUGCGUAAAUGUGUGAAGCGCCCCUUAGGUAACAACGCAAAGGUUAAAACUUAAAACACAUCAGUACAAUAUGAAUGGGAUACCAUACGUGGUACCCAGACUGCCGUUAGUACUACAUCCAGUUUUCUUUGGGUGAGCAAAGUGUGUCCGUGGGUGGGCACUGUCCCCAUCUGACCCCCCCCCCCCGUAAUGCUCCCGACAGAACCUAUUUUUGUUUCUGAUUGAUAAUAUUCUCAUUACGUUAUUUGGUAAGCACUAGCUGCAAUGCAGUUACCUAAAAUUACAACUACCAUUUGCUAUACCAUUUUUACUCGUUCCUAAAGCAAACCACAAGCACUUUUUUAAAUGACAGCUUCUUUCGACUAAAACCAGACACGCUGACCGAGAUCCAAAACAAUUCUUGUGAUAACAGACUUUCCCAGUACAGAAGAACAAUCUGCCAUGCUGAGCCACACUGUCACCCCACUGGAGUAGGACUGCUGCUUCAUAGCGUGUUUUUUGUGUGUUUUUGUCUCACAACAAAUGCAUAGGCUACUGAAAGGCACAUUUGUAUUAUAUUUUUCUUCGUGAGAAGGACAGGUUUUAAAGAGUUCAAGUUGGCUCUCCUCAGAGCUAAAGUCGAUGAAUGGCAAGUAAGCAAAAGUGAAUAUGUCAAUCUCUUGCUAUGUCCGUUUCGCUGGUUAGCUUGGACCGCUCAAGAACACUCUGAAAAUGUAUGUCCUACAUCAGACAUUAUAUAUCUACUAUUCUUGGUGCGUGUGCGUGAUUUUCCUGUAGUCAGCCGUGUCCCAUCGGCCCAUCACAAAAUCUUGUCAUCUCGUGACGCUGUUUUACCACCUUGGCAACAACAAUUUCGCUAAUACAUGUAGGGAAAUUGACUCGACACCUCCCCCUGAUGUCGUCUUGCGUUGUCCUUGGUUACAUCUUAGCAAAACUGGUUUAUAUGUGAUUCUAUUUUUUGGAUAAAGCAUGAUUUAUUCAUGACCACCGUUGACCGCCAUAGUACUACAGACAGAGAAAAACAAUUCGUUUAUAAUGUUCACCUCUUGGCCCUCACCUGUAAAGAUUUUUCCUAUGUGAUUAUUGGGAACGUGUGGAGGAAUGAAAAUGUUGCCUUUUUCAUGUACAAAAGAGAAAUUUAUGAUAAACCUCAGCUGUGAGGAAUGUGAUAGUGUUUUUAUCUCUGGAUGGACCUGACGAUUUAUGGGAACUAUGUUGAUUUACUCUGGAUCAGGUGUGUAAAGACCUUUUCAAAUGAAAGACUAAUUGGUCAGAAGCUGUUUGUCUGUUUGAAUCUUAGCCUGCCUUUGUAUUAUAAAGCACUUGUAUGCAGUCUGUGUUCUUCAAGCAUUAUUUCUUGCAAUGUGAUCCAGACUGUGUAUGUGUUGAUAAGAGCAGUACAUGUAUAUGGGAUUUUUUUUUUUUUUUUUUAUAAAACUAUGCAUAUAUAAAUAUUACAUUGUUCAUAGCUUUAUUUGAUCCAUGAAGCUAUACAUAACAUUAGUCUAAGUACAAGUAGAUGUGGACUUAUCCAGCUUCUUUCCUUGAAAUGGAUUACACUGUAUAUGUAGCUAUCAAAAGAAGUCUGUGAAUGCUAUUUUUAUUAUCAAAAUAAAGUUUUCCAUACAAAUUUGUAGAGGAA